AUGUCGUCGACAUCUAGGAUACCUAUGAGCGAGCUCAACGCCGCCGCUCUUGAGCACUUCGUCUACAAGCCAGUCAGCCCGGCAAUGAUACAAUAUCUAGCACAAGCAGCAAGAGACGUCAUCCAAUGCGAUCCUAACAUGAUGCCCCCGCCGGCUCACAAGUCGCAAUACCCCUCGCCACCAAGGACACCGUCGCCCAAAGCCGUCCGAGUCGACGACAGCGGUCUACCGACCUUGGAGGAGUUCAUCACGCAACUAGUCCGCUCAUCUAACGUCCAGGUCCCCACCCUCAUGUCCACGCUAGUCUACCUAACCCGUCUGCGGUCCCGCCUGCAGCCCAUGGCCAAGGGACUACGGUGCACGACGCACCGGAUCUUCCUGGCGGCGCUCAUCCUCGCGGCCAAGUACCUGAACGACAGCUCGCCCAAGAACAAGCACUGGGCGACGUACAGCCACAUGAGCGCGGGCGGGUACGGCAGCAGCUUCGGCUUCAGCCGGACGGAGGUCAACCUGAUGGAGAAGCAGCUUCUGUUCUUGCUCGAAUGGGAGCUACGCAUCACCGAGGACGACCUCUACCGCGAGCUCGACCCCUUCCUGGCCCCGAUCCGCGACCACAUCGAGGCCUCGCACGCCCGCCGCAUGCAGCGCAAGGAGGACCAGCGCAAGAUGCGCGAGGCACAGGCCUGGGCCGCCGCCUCUUCUACUCAGUUCCCUACCCCGCCUUCGUCGCGCGGCAGCUCGCGGGCGCGGACGCCGCCCGAGCAGACCAUUCGCAUGGUCCAUGAUGAUAACAUGUCGCCGCCGCAGCUGGUGUACAGCUCAUCCGCCAGCAGCAGCAGCUCUUCCUCCUACGCCUCGUCGCUGUCGUCACGCCAGCACUCGCGCUCGUCGACGCCGUUGUCCGAUCCGGACGACAACAGCUAUCUGUAUGAUGGCUCCCUGUAUGCGUCGCCCGUCGAGGUCGUGCUCGACAUGCCGCCGCAGUCGGCUGCGACCACGAGGGGCUACCCAACGGCGGGAGGCAAGAGCACGAAGCAGCUCCUCCCCUACGAGAUCAGCGCGGACGACCUGCGCGCCCUUCAGGACGGCAGCGCGAAGGCGAAGCGCGCGAGGACGGGACGCGGGAUGUGGGGGCGCAUGUUCGGUGGCGGGAUCGCCGUGCGGUGA
Messenger RNA from Annulohypoxylon truncatum, 1167 nucleotides. Its product is annotated as cyclin. Gene Ontology annotation, molecular function: cyclin-dependent protein serine/threonine kinase regulator activity; protein kinase binding. Gene Ontology annotation, cellular component: cyclin-dependent protein kinase holoenzyme complex; nucleus. NCBI's taxonomy places the organism in Eukaryota, Fungi, Ascomycota, Sordariomycetes, Xylariales, Hypoxylaceae. Gene Ontology annotation, biological process: regulation of cyclin-dependent protein serine/threonine kinase activity. The record is from RefSeq and is a predicted model, not a curated record. The transcript has a single exon. Bases 1 to 1167 code for a protein of 388 amino acids.